AUGCGGCCUGCGAUGAUGGCAGCUGCCCUGCUGGGCUGGGCCGUCCUCUCGCUGGUCGCCUCGGCGGCGGCCCAAGGCGCCGAUGGCGUAGCGGCCCGGCCACCUGCGCCGCUGGUUCUCACCCGCGAAGGCCGUGUGCUCGGAGUGCACACCUCCUUCGAAGGUCGACCGCUGCACGCCUUCUACGGAGUGCCGUACGCCCGGCCUCCGCUGGGGCGACUUCGGUUUCUGCCGCCGGUGGCCGCGACGCCGUGGCGCCACGUGUGGAGCGCGCGGCGCUUCCAGGGGCCCUGCAUGCAGCGUCUCGAAGAGGUUCACUACCCCGUGCACCUGAAGAUGCUGCAGAACGCCUCCGAGGACUGCCUCUACCUGAACGUGUGGACGGCCGUGCCUGACCAAGACAAGUUUGACUUCUGCCGUAAGGCCGCUUCCGGAGCUGUCCUCAAGCCCGUGGUGGUGAUCCUGCACGGCGGAGGGUUCAGCAUCGGCAACACCGGCUCCCUCCUCUACGACGGCUCGGCGCUGGCUGCUUUGGGCAACGUGACCGUGGUGUCGAUGAACUUCCGACUCGGGGUGUUCGGCUUCCUGGACGCCAUGAACAGGCAUGCGCCCGGCAACGUGGGUCUUCUGGACCAACGCAUGGCGCUUCUGUGGGUGCGACGUAACAUUCAGGCGUUCGGCGGGGAUCCUGAAAAGGUGACACUCCUGGGCCUGAGUUCGGGCGCCGCGUCGGCGGGUCUCCACAUGGCGGCGCCCCAAAGCCGGAGCCUCUUUUACGCCGCCAUCUUGGAAGGAGGAGGUCCCCUGUGCGACGCGUUUGUCGAGCCGUCUCGUCGAAGCCUGCAGCGUGCCAACCACCUGGCUGGUCUGCUCAGCUGCUCACGAAUGGGAGCGGAGCUCGGCAAUCUGCCCGUAAAGGUCCUGACCUGCCUGCGCAGCCGUCCGGCCGAAGACCUGCUGUGGGCGCAAGAGCGGGUCGCGUCCAGCUCUCUCAGCUCCUUCGUGGCAACGUACGGAAACGCGUUCUUUCCCAAGUCUCCGUGGAAGGCCAAGUACCUGCCGGUGCCUCUGCUCAUCGGCACGUCCAGCAACGAGGGUAGCCCUUUCGUCGGACACCGGUGCUUCGAGCAGCCGCCAAGGGUGAGCAACCGCAGCGAGGCACUGAAGCUGGUGAGCGGACUCCUGGAGACUUACAAUAUCCCGCUGCCCUCCGGCCUGCCUGCCAUGCAACCGUACCUGGAUGAAAAAACCGCCAGUCCCAGAGGCCAGCAGCAGGAGGACAUGAGACGCUUCGUCGCUGACGUGUUCGGUGACGCCGCGCUGCACUGUCCUUGCAGGCUUUUCGCCGAGCGGCACGCCAAGGCCAAGCAUCCGGUGUUCGUGUACAAAUUCUGCUACGCCACGUCGUCCCUGUACGUGCCCGAGUGGAUGGGCGUUCCCCACAGCUCCACGUUCUGGUACAUGAGCGGGGUGCCACUGCGCAUGCCCGAGCGCUUCCACGAGGUGGACAGGGCGCUCAGCCGAGAGAUGGUGCGCGUCGUCGCACACUUUGCCGCGAAAAGAAUUAUCGGGUGGAUGGUGCUAUUAGCGGACGCGACUUCGUCCAGGGUUCCGGGAAACUUCAUGAACAAGCCGUGGGCGCCGCUGUCCCGCGGCUCGUCUCUGGCCAUGCACUUGCACCCGAACCAGGCUGGUGUGCGAAACGACGAACGCUCGGCCUACUGCCACUACUGGAAUGCCCGCGAUGCUUGA
This is a messenger RNA of Rhipicephalus microplus (southern cattle tick), 1752 nucleotides long. Its product is annotated as acetylcholinesterase. Gene Ontology annotation, cellular component: plasma membrane. The record is from RefSeq and is a predicted model, not a curated record. Gene Ontology annotation, molecular function: acetylcholinesterase activity. NCBI's taxonomy places the organism in Eukaryota, Metazoa, Arthropoda, Arachnida, Ixodida, Ixodidae. Gene Ontology annotation, biological process: acetylcholine catabolic process; choline metabolic process.